This is a messenger RNA of Heterostelium album PN500, 891 nucleotides long. RefSeq lists its product as uncharacterized. The transcript has 4 exons. Bases 1 to 891 code for a protein of 296 amino acids. The record is from RefSeq and is a predicted model, not a curated record. Lineage: Eukaryota; Evosea; Eumycetozoa; Acytosteliales; Acytosteliaceae.
AUGAAUCAAUCUUUAUUAGAUUCAUCAUCAACGACAUCAAUAAAUACAGUAACUAAAACAUUGAAUAUCAUUAGAAUUACACCUACAUUGCCCACGAUUCUACAGAAGAGAAUAUUGGUAUAUCUCUUCAACACAAUGGAUUGUAGAUGGAAAUACACGAUGGCCUUUGUAUGCCAAAAGUGGUUCUCCAUUGUAUCUAGCAUCUCCAAUACAUUUACAUUGAAUGAACAGCACGACCCAUUCAUAGAAGAUGUCUACAGUGCACUCAGAAAGUGUUCGACACCAUGGUCAAUCAUUAAAAACAUAGAAAUAUUAAACAUAGGUCCACCACUUUCUAAAUCUUCUUCUGCAUAUUUAUUCGAUUUACUUUCAAUUAAUAAUAAUAAUAAUAAUAAUAAUAAUAAUAAUAAUAAUAAUAAUAAUAAUAAUAAUAGUAGUAAUAAUAAUACAAGUCCAAUAUUAACAAGUUGUACUAAUAAUAAUAGUUUUUUUGACACUGGUGUAAUUUGUAUUAGGAUAUCGUUACCAAUCUAUUUAUUAUCGAGUUUGGCCAAGAUUAUAGGUAGUCCUUACUAUAAAUCGCUUACAACCUUCAGUUUAAUGGUGCAACCAUUGAGUUCACAUAAGUUUAUACUUUGUUUCGUCGAGUGUAACCACUCGCUUCGACAUCUCUCAUUGAACUCCAGCUUAAAUCCACAGUUAAUCACACACAUCGCAACCAUGAUACAGUACAACAAAACAAUCGAGACACUCUCCAUCAAGGGAAACAUGAUCAACCAAUGUUCAUCGUUGGUGGAAGCAAUAGCAACCAAUUUCACAUUGAAAAAGUUUGAUAUGAGACAAUGUUUAAUUCACGCAUCCGAGAGAAAGGAUGAUUUUAAAGACAAGUAG